This is a messenger RNA of Osmerus eperlanus (European smelt), 2708 nucleotides long. Its product is annotated as E3 ubiquitin-protein ligase TRIM21-like. The transcript is spliced from 6 exons. Bases 818 to 2482 code for a protein of 554 amino acids. NCBI's taxonomy places the organism in Eukaryota, Metazoa, Chordata, Actinopteri, Osmeriformes, Osmeridae. Gene Ontology annotation, molecular function: zinc ion binding; protein binding. The record is from RefSeq and is a predicted model, not a curated record.
GAGGUGCUGGAAGGGUUAAACGAUAGAGGAGACCAGAAAGGGGAGGGGCUUAGGCUGAUGAUUGACAGCAGCACCUGCCCUCCCCCUUUCCUCACAUGUCAACUUCCUGUUGGUCGAGGUAGGUCACAGCUUGUGGGUACAGUCCAGUGGUACCACCAUCAUGUUGUAGAUCAUCACACAUUGGUGAAGAGGAGGAAGUGAACUUAAUAGAGACUGUUCUGUUGUUUCUCUACUUCAGUGUGUCCUUUAACUCGGGUCAUGUGGGUUUGGUAGUGUGGAGUUUGUAACGAGCGAUUGGUUGGACUUUGAUCGUUUUUUCCCCACAGGCAGCUGAUAAGAGCUCACAGUGCUGUUGUUAGAUGCUGCAGGUUGUACUGAAACUAGACGCAGCAAGAAAGUAUGUGGAGGGACAGCUUUUACUUAGAUCCUAAAGUCUGGGGCCUCACCAGAUAGAGCGUGUAUCGCUCAGGCCGAAACGCAAGGUCCCAGGUUCGAUUCCGGCCCGGGCCAUUGUCCUGUAUGUCUAUCCUCUCUCUCUCUCCCUGCUUUCCUGUCUCUACCCAACUGUCUCUAACCAUGUAUAAACAGCUGAAGAUGUUGUGUUUUUGUGUUUUUAUAUGUUUCAUUUAAACAUUUCAUGUAUUCCGCCAUCCUUGCAGUUGACAAGAUUGUGUAUGUUCAAAAUAACCAUAUUCAAAAGGAACAUUCUUAAAGUUCAGUUCGGAUCAAAAUAACCCGCCUGACUGUUAUUUAACUUUUCACGCUAAUUUCCUUUCUCCAUUCAUGACAGAUAGACCUGUAUCAUUCUCCUCCAGUCAUGGCUUCCACCAUCCACUUCCUGUCUGAAGAGCAGUUCCUCUGCUCCCUGUGCAAGGAGGUCUUCACCGACCCCGUGUCCAUCCCCUGCGGCCACAGCUUCUGCCUGCCCUGCAUCACAGAGCGCUGGCUGAGCCUUCAGACCUGCAGCUGCCCCAGGUGCAACACCAUGUUCACUGGUCACCCGGACCCCCGUCAGAACUCCUUCGCCCGGGAGAUGUCUGAGGAGAUCCGGGAGAGGAGGCGGAACGGAGGUGUGGCCGUCCUCAGACCGGGCGAGGUGGCGUGUGACGUCUGCACCGGGAGCAAGCUCCGAGCCCUGAAGUCCUGCCUGGUGUGUCUGACCUCCUACUGUGAGACCCACCUGGAGCCUCACCAGAGAGUGGCCGGUCUGAAGAUCCACCAGCUGGUCGACCCUGUGGAGAACCUGGAGGACAGGAUGUGUAGGAAGCACCAGAGGCUCCUGGAGAUGUUCUGCAGGAGUGACCAGACGUGUGUGUGUGUGCUGUGUGCGGAGACGGACCACCGGGGGCACCACACCGUCCCGGCAGAGCGAGAGAGCGCAGAGAAGAAGGCUCAGAUGGACAGGGCUGAGGUGGAGGUGCUGCAGAUGAUCCAGACCAGACUGAAGAAGAUGGAGGAGAUCCAACACUCAGUGGAGCUCAGCAGGACAAACUCAAGGAAGGCGAUUGAGGAGAGCGCGGAGCUCUUCGGUGCUCUGAUGACCGCCGUGGAGAGAAGCCUGGCCGAGCUCACCCAGGAGAUGGUGGAGAAGCAGAAAGCAGCGGAGAGGAGAGCUGAACACCUCGUCAGGGAUCUGGAGCAGGAGAUCUCGGAGCUUCGGAGGAGGAGCUCUGAGCUGGAGCAGCUCUCACACACCAAGGACCACUUCCGCCUCCUACAGAGGUUCCCCUCCCUCGCCCGCCCCCCUCCCACCAAGGACUGGUCUGACCUCACCGUCCACUCCCACCAGUGUGUGGGGACGGUGAGGUCCAAAGUGUCCCAAUUAGAGGGGACGUUAAAGGCAGCCCAGACCAAACUGGCCAGAAAAGAGCACGAGAUAGUCCAGCAGUAUGCAGUGGACGUGAGUCUGGACCCGCGCACAGCCAACCCGUGGCUGGUCGUGUCCAGGGACAGGAAGAGGGUCUGGGACGGAGACAGAGAGCAGGAGAACCUUACGGAAGGCCCCCGGCGCUUCGACACGGCGCCCUGCGUCCUCGCCAUGCACGGGUUCACCUCCGGGAGGCGCUACUGGGAGGUCGAGGUCAGCGACAAGACGGCCUGGGAUCUGGGCGUGGCUAGAGAGUCCGUCAACAGGAAGGGCGUGGUCACCCUCAGCCCCGAGGAUGGCUAUUGGACAAUCUGCCUGAGGAAGGGGAGUGAUUACAGGGCGUGCGAUUGGCAGUCGCUCCUCCUGCCAAUCAGAGAGAAGCCCUGGAUCGUGGGCGUGCUAUUGGACUACGAGGAAGGGGUGGUGUCUUUUUACGAUGCAGGAAAGGCUUCGCAUAUCUACUCUUUCAUUGGCUGCUCCUUCACUGGGAGGGUGUUUCCUCUCUUCAACCCUGACAUAAGUGACAGCGGGGACAACAAAUCAGCUCUCUUUAUUCGUCCCGUCGCCCCCGGCGUCGCAGACAGGGGCGGGACUUUUGAUAGUGUCACAAUUUGAAACUUAUUUUUUUUAUGCGGACGGAAAUACAUCAUUGUUUGGUUGAUGAAAGGAAAAUAACACACCUAUGACACCAACUCCUUCAGGACCAACAACAGAUUCACUUAUUAAAUGAAUCAUCAGUAACAUUUGCAGUAGAUGCUUAGUGAUUAUUCUGAAACAUUAUGACCUGGAAUUGCAAGUGUAGCUUGCUGUAAUGUAGUUUCUUAAUACAUAAAUAAACAAA